AUGAUAAGAGACCUAAACGAUACGGAAUAUGUUCUCAUUGUAAAUAUCCAAGUACCGGUUAUGCGUGGUGUCGUAAAUGUGAUCCAGCAUAAGACAAAAGAUUACCGUCAUAAUUUGGUGUGGAUUCCUUUUGAUAGGUUCAAUGAUGUUAAACAAAUUGAUGAAGGAGGUUUUGCAAGAAUUUAUUCUGCUACUUGGUUGGACGGAUCACCAAAAAGUUUCAAACAAGAAGAAAGGUCGUUCUAA
This is a messenger RNA of Funneliformis mosseae, 246 nucleotides long. The record is from the annotation of a GenBank genome assembly. NCBI's taxonomy places the organism in Eukaryota, Fungi, Glomeromycota, Glomeromycetes, Glomerales, Glomeraceae.